Molecule: messenger RNA, 5666 nt
Organism: Cyprinus carpio (common carp)
Lineage: Eukaryota; Metazoa; Chordata; Actinopteri; Cypriniformes; Cyprinidae
Gene: axl
Product: AXL receptor tyrosine kinase
Biological process (GO): phagocytosis; protein phosphorylation; negative regulation of apoptotic process
Cellular component (GO): signaling receptor complex
Molecular function (GO): transmembrane receptor protein tyrosine kinase activity; protein binding; ATP binding
Source: RefSeq, a predicted model, not a curated record
GGAGGCGCACAGGAGGCAGAGAUGGAGGAGGGGAGGAGAAAGACAGAAUGCACAAAAGUUGAGUGGAGGAAUGUGAGUUGGUCUGGAGGGUAAUAAAGGCGUCCUGAUGGGAGAGGAGUUUUGGAGGCAAAAGGAAAUUCUGACAUAAAGAUACGCGUCGUGAUUCCAAAAAUAACAGCGCUCUGGUUGGGCUUUAGGCGCUGCAACAGCCUAAUACACGUUCAGGAUUAUACUAAACAGUUUUUGAGCUUAAAGAAGUGGGGGAAAAGAAUUUGAAAAAGAAGAAAGGAAGAAUUAACUGCUUGUGCUGCUUUUGGAAACAGAUUUCAGCAGAUGACAAUUUUGGGGACAACUUGUCAGCUGCUAUUUUGAGCCUGAGGAUUCGAGUUUUCCCCCCAACCGCUGAGGAAUCUGUGUUUGCCCCAGAAGAGUCGCUCAUCUGUGGAGAGCUGAAACGAUGCGAUGGUGAUGCGAUCCGUCACUGAUUCCCACGCGACACCGACGCUGAACAGAAUGCGCGUCUCGAGCUUGACUCUGCUGCUCGUGACGGUGACGCGCCUCGGGGCCGCGGAGCGUCUGUCAGGGUUACAUUUCGUGGAGAGCCCUAAGAACGUGACCUCCUCUCUUGGGAAGCCAGUGGCUGUCCAGUGCGUCCUGCGAGCGGACGGCGAGGACCAGGGGCCGCUGGAUGUGCUCUGGCUGAAGGAGGGACAGCCGCUGGAGUUUGCCGACACCAACCAGAUGCAGUUACCCGAAGAUGAGAACGGCUGGCUGGUUUUUAGUGAACUCAAGAUAGAGGAGGUGCAGCUCUCAGAUAUGGGCUCCUAUCAGUGUGCGGUGUCCUCUGGUGAAGAGGAGAUAUUAUCCAUGGAGGGACACAUUGAACUAGAAGGUCUCCCGCAUUUCUCGGUAGAGCCUCAGGAUUUGUCAGUCGUAGCUAACGAAGAGCUGAGUCUGCGCUGUGUGGCUCACGGUCCUCCUGAUCCUGUGCGGGUCAUCUGGCUUCAGGACGGAGCUCCUCUCAAUAACCUGAAGGACCCCAUAUCCCUGUCCCCCUCAACACUCAACAUCUCAGGUUUGAAUAAAACCAGCUCUUUCUCCUGUGAAGCACACAAUCGUAAAGGUGUGGCAUCGUCUGGCACAGGUGUGGUGACCGUUCUUCCUUCCCAGCCCCAUGACAUUAAAGCUGAAGAAAUCACAAAUUCAAGUAUCCGUCUGUCUUGGCACAUGGGCUUUGGAGGAAUCUAUCCCAUCAGCCACUGCAUUGUUCAGGUCAAAGCUUCUGGUGAAGACUCUGAUCAGGUCAUCUCCAGUCAGACGGUCAGCGCGCCGGUCAUCAGCUGUCUGAUCUCAGAUCUGGAGGUCUUCAGCCAGUAUGAUCUCAGAGUGGCCUGCCGGAGCAGUCAGGGCGUCUCCAACUGGACGGCCUGGAUGAGCGUCAGCACCAGUGAAGGAGUUCCCGAUACAGCCCCGGACAAUAUGACAGCUGUGGUCAACGGAACAGAAGUGCUCCUGAGAUGGUCAGAACCUCCUGGAAAGAUGAACGGACAGCUGCAGGGAUACAUGAUGGAGUACAGCGCACCUAACAUGGAACAGGUUGUGGUGGACACAGGUUUGGACACAGAGCUGUUUGUCAAUCUCUCAGCCCCCCUGUCGAAUGUUUCCUUCAGAGUGUGUGCGUACACCGGAGCGGGACAGGGGCCCUGGACGCCCCUCCAAACCAUCACACUCAUCCCUGCAGAAACAGGGCAAUCCAGAGGUAUCUCGAGUCCUCCGGCGUUCUCCUGGCACUGGUGGUACGUGGUCAUGGCCAUCGCCGCCGCCGUCGCUCUCGCUGUGCUCUUGGCCGUGUACGUGACCAGGCUGAGGCGGAAGGAGACACGCUUUGGUGAGGCGUUUGAGCCCAUGAUGGAGAGCGGUGAACUCGUCGUUCGAUACCGAGCUCGUCGAACGUACAGCCGACGCACAGCAGAAGCCACACUGAACUCUCUGGGGAUCAGUGAUGAGCUCAAGCAGAAGCUACAGGACGUGAUGGUGGACAGACACAAGCUAACACUGGGAAAAACACUCGGGGAAGGUGAGUUCGGCUCUGUGAUGGAGGGUUCACUCACUCAGGAGGACUCUGUGCUCAAAGUAGCAGUGAAGACCAUGAAAAUCGCUAUCUGCACUCGCACUGAAAUGGAAGAUUUCCUGAGAGAGGCGGCGUGCAUGAAGGAGUUCGAUCAUCAGAACGUCAUGCGGCUUCUAGGUGUGUGUCUGCAGACGGUGGAGAGUGAAGGCUAUCCGUCUCCUGUGGUCAUCCUUCCCUACAUGAAGCACGGUGACCUCCACAGCUACCUGCUGUACUCCAGACUCGGAGACGCGCCCGUGUAUCUGCCCUCUCAGAUGCUGGUGAAGUUCAUGACGGAUAUCGCCAGAGGAAUGGAGUACCUGAGCGGAAAAAACUUCAUCCACAGAGACCUGGCAGCUCGAAACUGCAUGUUAAAUGAGAACAUGAAUGUGUGCGUGGCGGACUUUGGCUUGUCUAAGAAGAUCUAUAAUGGAGACUACUACAGACAAGGGCGCAUCUCUAAGAUGCCUGUCAAGUGGAUCGCCAUCGAGAGUCUGGCGGACAGAGUGUACACCACUAAGAGUGACGUGUGGUCAUUUGGAGUGACAAUGUGGGAGAUCGCCACUCGAGGUCAGACACCGUACCCUGGAGUGGAAAACAGUGAAAUCUAUGAUUAUCUGAGGCAGGGCAACCGUCUGAAACAGCCUCCAGACUGCCUGGACAGCAUCUAUUCCCUGAUGUUUUCCUGCUGGCUGUUGAGCCCGAAGGACAGGCCGAGCUUCGAGAUCUUGUGCUGCGAGCUCGAAAAGGUCCUGGAAGAUCUUCCGAGCCAAGACCCAGAUGAGAUACUCUAUGUCAAUAUGGAGGAGACCUUCGGAGAGCUGGGGGCCGUGGGGGGCUGGGACCCCAUAAUGGGGGUCCCGUGUGCUCUCGGGGCCCUGAAGGGUUCAGGCUCAGUGGCCACUGUAGAAGUCCACCCCCCCAGCCGCUACGUGAUCUGCCCCCAGCAUGAGAACCAGCGCCUCCUCAACGCCGACUCCAUGGAGAGUCUGAACCUGACGGGGUUCGUUCCCACGCCACUGCUCCAGCCCUCGUCCUGUUCCACCCCAGUGCCCUGUGAAGGGCCGUCCCCGGAGGAAAGAGAUGAAAAGAAGAAAGUGCCGUAGCAGGGAUGAUGCUGCCGCGGCUGACAGGGACCGAGACUGCCUCUGGUGGAGAGCUGAGCUAUCAUUUUGCACAAACACGCCACACACUCCACCAGACAUUCAGUGUUUAAAGUGAAUUAUGUCUUUUUUAUGCUUUUCAGACAAACAUAUUUCCUUUUCAUUCCAUAUUGUUCUUUAUAUUCAGUCUGUGUCAUGAGAAAUCAAAUGAAUCAUAGUUUUUGUCUUACAAAGUGAUAAGUUUCCAGCGACAAGUAAUUUGUCUGUCCACACUGACAAGUGAUGUCACAGCAUCAACCCAUAUUGCCGAUCAUUAGUGUGAGUAAUGUUUGCUCAUAUCUAUGCAGGGCUUCAUACUUACUGCACGAUUUUAGCACCGAUUUUCACUGACCAACAGUUUAGUGGAAAUCAAAGACAAGUGCCCGAAAUUGCAUCGUGUCCUGUGUCCUGCAGUGUGAAAUGUGUUUUGACUGGAAAUGACAUCAGCGAUGACCUACAGCCAAUGAGAGAGCAAGAUACAGGGCAGAGGGAAGUUCAGGGGGAGGAGUCAUUGACCUGCAACAGAACACGCAUGGCUUCUGCAAGCCACCAUCGUCUCUUCAGGUUUAUUUUAUUUUUUACUGCAAACCAGCAGACAGACAACUUGUAUAGCAAGCUUCUUGUGGGCUACAGUUUCUAACAGAAAGAAAUCCAGGCUCGCGGGAGGUGGCCUUACAUACUGUAUCACUUCUCACGAGGGUUCAAUUGUGAAAUGUAGUUCGUAGACCAGAGUUGUCACUUGAAAGGUUGUGUAAUGAGUGAACCUCUGUCGUGUCGUGUGCACACAACAGCAACUAGACGGUGCUAGAUUGAACAGCAGUCCGGCGACUUUGAGAAUCGUGCAGUGUGUUCCCGGCAUUAGGGUUAGUGAUCUGAAUAACCCCAAACCUCUGUGUCUUACACUUUGGUGAUGGACAUGAAUGAUCCCUUAAAUUGUACGGUUUGUUUAGGACAUGUAUUACUUUAUUUACUUAUGUAAAGUAGUUACUUACUUAAAGACAAUUAGUUUAUAAAAAGAAAGAGACAUGGGAGUGGGCUUUUUUUAACCCUAGCACCACCAAGAACACCCUAGUAAAUGCAUGGCAUUGCCUUAAUCUGGAAUCUGACCAGUUAAAGCCCCUUUUCUGUAAGCUUUAAGUUCAAAGUAAAGUUAGCUUUCUGCUGAUAUUCACACAAUAUAUUCAUCAUCAACUCAGGAGAUGCUUGGAUUUACUAUGUCCAAUGACACAAAGGUCAGAUUAAGUGAAUGCUGUAAACUAGCUUGAUGCUGCCAGUCUCCAGAAUGGGACAGAACUGGUCAAAGUCUGAAUCUGUUUCUGUUCUAGGAGACAUUUUACUCACUCAAGUCUCCUGACCAGCAUCUUUAUCCAAAGAAACAAUUGGAGGAUGACGAUAGUAUUCUGCGUUAGGUCUAAUGUCAAACCAAAUCCUCAAUGAUCAUGUGUUUGACCUACAGACACACUCUAGCAAACCUCCAGGUGAAUGCAGACAUUUUUAUAACUCUAUUUCAGAGGUUCUGAAUCAGCAGGUUUUUUUAACAUUGAUUUGAGACCAAUUUUGUGGUUUCUUUUAAGGUUUAGAGGAGUAGAAUGGGCAGUAGACUAGAUUUUCAACCGGUCUUUGCUCAUCAGAGGCCCUGCCCCAGACUCAAGCACAGUGUUUUCUUGUUUCUUAAUGUUUGUCUGUUUUUUUGUAAAUUUUAUAUUUUGCACUAAUCAAUUUUGUCAUUUUAUUGUUUGUAUUUCUUUGUUUAUGCAUUUUGUUUAUCUGAUAUGGACUUGUAGACAAUGUAAUGAUGUACAUUUACCAUGAUAUUAUCAUGUUAUGAUAAUAUAAAAAAAGGCUGUUUCAGAAUGUUCAAAUACAGAUGAUUGUUAUUUUGCAAUUCUUUAAAACAUUUUAGAAUGCUAAAUAUGGUUAUUUGUUCAAAUAAUUUCUUCCAAUAUAGCCUUUAAUAUAAUCUGACAUUUAAAUAACUGAAAUAGAUGCUCUGAAACAAACAUCAUAGAACCAAUGUUUGAAAAAUAUUUGGUAUGGUCUUUUUUUUAUUAUUGUUUCACUGUAAUGUGGUACUAAGAUUGACUGACUGAAGAUAGACCAAAAUGAAUAUUACUGCCCCCUCUACAAAAUGUUCUGUCAGUCACCUUGUGUGUAAAUUUUCAUGCUCACAUUUUCAGCACAUUUUUCAAUCACUGUCUUUCAUGAUGAGAAACACUGUGUUUAAAUAUGUGGAUUUGAAGUCUCUCAGUUGACCUCAGUUGAACCGGACAAAUUCAGCUGCAUUCUGUAUUCUGUAUGUAAUAUUACAAAUUCUUUUUGCCUGACAGUAAAUCUGCCAGUGAUGACCAAAUGAUGGAGAAGAGCAUUAUAAUUCAUCCAGGUGUGCAGUGUAAUAAAGCUAUUCAUAAAGCAAA